AUGACGGCGGUGUGGGCGGCGCAGAGGUCAGUUCCGGCGCCGUUUCUGAGCAAAACAUAUCAGCUAGUGGAUGAUCGGAACACAGACGACGUCGUUUCAUGGAACGAAGACGGAACAGCUUUCGUCGUCUGGAAGACAGCAGAGUUCGCGAAAGAUCUUCUUCCUCAAUACUUCAAGCAUAACAACUUCUCAAGCUUCAUUCGUCAGCUCAACACUUACGGAUUUCGGAAAACCGUACCGGACAAAUGGGAAUUCGCAAACGACAAUUUCCGGAGAGGACAAGAGGAUCUGCUGUCGGAGAUACGACGGCGUAAAUCGGUGAUCGCGGCGGCGGGGAAAUGCGUUGUUGCUGGUUCGCCGUCCGAGUCGAACAAUUCGGCGGGUGACGAUCACGGUUCGAGCUCCACGUCAUCACCCGGUUCAAAGAACCCGGGAUCAGUGGAAAAUAUGGUCGCCGAUUUGUCAGGAGAGAACGAGAAGCUGAAACGAGAGAACAGCAGUCUGAGCUCGGAGCUGGCGGCGGCGAAGAAGCAGCGCGAUGAGCUGGUGGCUUUCUUGACGGAGCAAUUGAAAGUCGAACCGGAUCAAAUCGAUCAAAUGAUCAAAGGAGGGAAAUUCAAGAUCAAACCGAUUGCUUCCAGAGAUUCCUCGACGGAGGAAGAGAGUGACUGUGAAGGCUGCGGCGCCGGAGAGGAGGAGGAGGGGGUAGGUGAAGGAUUGAAAUUGUUUGGGGUGUGGUUGAAAGGAGAGAGAAAGAAGAGGGGCCGGGAUGAGAAGAAUUUCGUGGUGGGUGGGUCCCAUAUGACGGAAAUAAAGAACGUGGACUUUCACGCGCCGUUGUGGAAGAGCAGCAAAGUCUGCAACUGA
Molecule: messenger RNA, 867 nt
Organism: Microthlaspi erraticum
Lineage: Eukaryota; Viridiplantae; Streptophyta; Magnoliopsida; Brassicales; Brassicaceae
Source: the annotation of a GenBank genome assembly